UCUUUAUUUAGUUUAUUUCACAGUCUCGUGUGUUUCAAUCACGGAUGGAGGUGACUGUAUAAUGUAAUAUAAUAACGAUCUCUCUCUUUCAUAUUUAUGCAAUGGGGUUUCAUUUUCUUUUCCUUUUCCUGUGCUGUGUUAUAAUACAACCUAUUGUAUCUGAAAGACUCCAUGGGCAAAUAUACUCCUCCAUAGAAGGUGGUGCAGCAUGUUUCAGGCGACUAAAUGGGACUCAUCAAGCUGGAUGCUCAUCAUCAAACAAAGGAGCUAUUGGGGUUGUGCAUAUGGUUAAGGAUGUGACUGACGCCCAGUGGCUGGUGUUCAAUGGCAGCGCAGGCCCUUACAUGGCUGUGGUCAGUACAGCCACAUUUCAGAAUGUAGUUGAAUUACUUAUGGAUCAUUCAGAUAAUGUGGCUGGAAUACUUCUCUAUGAAAAUGCUACAGAGAGGACCAAUUCCUUUAGUCAAGAAUCUGCAUGCCCUAAUGAAUUCUAUUCAGCUCAGGGCAGCCAAUGCUCUGCAAAAGAUAAGUCUGCGUGGAACCCUGUUGGCACGGGCCUCAUCCGACUGGACAUACCCUUCCCUAUAUUUUACUUGCCAGCUGCACGGUUAGAGGAGAUUGUAAAAAUUCGACAAUGUUAUGAAAGGUACAACCUUGAUCUGGAGUCACAAGUAGGAAAACCCUUAUGCUCCAUUCAGUUGAAUUCAUUCAUGUGGGCCGCAGUAAGCAGUAUUGUAUGUAGGAGGAGAUCGGCAGCAAGUGCGCUUUUAACUGCCACUAAAGUAUGCGACCCAUUAGGAGACAAUAAUGUGUACUAUUCGCUAUUUCCUCGAGACAAGGGCCAACAAAAGAAAAAGAAUGUUAUUCUAGUAACGGCUAGAAUCGAUACCGCGUCUCUCUUCGACGGUAUAGCACCUGGAGCUGCUAGCUCAGUGGUCGGGAUGGUGACACUCAUGUCGACCGCCACCACUCUCAGCAAGAUCAUACCUGCAACCGACGCCUCCAAGUACGGCAUAAAUGUCCUCUGGACGCUGUUGAACGGUGAAGCGUUCGACUACAUCGGUUCUCAGCGCGUCGCGUUCGACCUGGCGCGCGGCGCGUGGCCGCCCGACGCGCCGCUCGCGCCGUCCGACAUCGCCCUGCACGUCGAGAUCGGACAGAUCGGGGGCUCGCUGCCUGGCCUGAAGGAUACAGAGGAUUGGCCGCUCUACGCAUAUGCGCCCGAGGACCCUGGCACUUUGUUUAAUAUAACAAAUUUCCUAAAGGAUCUGAAGGAAUACCUGACCAAGAACAACAUUACAGUGACGGAGGCAUUCUCGAACAAUCUGCCGCCUUCCUCGCUGCAUUCAUUCCGGCGGUUACUGCGCAACGCGACAAGCGAACUGCCCGAAUUACUGCUCGCCGACCAUAAUGGGCCAUUCACUAAUAUGUUCUACAACUCGGCAAUGGACGACUAUGAGAAGAUUAACUACAGAUAUCACAAUAUAACUAUUGGAACGGACGGGACUUUUGUACCAACGGAAACGCUAGUGGUCACCGGCAACAUGACGGCGAGGGACCUCCAAGUGAAGAUAUCUCGCGUGGCCACCGCGCUCGCGCACACGCUGUACCAGCAGGUCACGGGCGAGGCUUACGCCGGUGACGUCACGGCUUCUGCACAUUUGGUGGACGAGCUCCUGUACUGUUUCAUCGAAGACAAACUGUGCAAACUCCUAUCUGCGGCCGACUACGGCGGUCAGACGCCGCCGGCGCCGGGCGAGGAGCCGCCGCGCCCAGCGCCCCUGUACGUGGGCGUGGCCACCUACCUGUCCAGCGCUACUGCCUUUGCGGGCCACCUGAUGGCGCUACUCGCGGGCCAGCACCUGUCGCUCAACAGGACCGAGUGCGACGCUGCCGUCAGCUCGGAUUUCUCGUACUAUUGGCUCCGUGGCUGGAACCACAGUGGUGUUUGCAUAGAAACGAACAUGAAUUUCAGUGAAGCUAUUAGUCCCGCCUUCAUUGUUCCAGAGUACGACUUCACCUCCGGCGAGUACUCGACGUGGACCGAGUCUGUGUGGCAGGCGAUGUGGGCGCGCGUGUUCGUGUCGGCGGGCGGCGGCGGCGCGGCGGCCGCGCUCGCCGCCGGCCUACUGCUCACCGUGUUCACCGCCUUACUCACCUACUGGCUGCAGCGGAACGUGCACCACGUGUUUGUAAACGCGCCCCAUCCUUCCAUUCAUAGCACUGAUGCUGUGCCUGGAAUACUUCGCACUGUGAACUGUUAAUCAGCGGCGGCGGCAGCGACGAAGCGUAGUGAAAAAGCUGUUCCACCACACUCUACAAGCAUUCCAUGCGAAAUUAGUAUUAUAUUUAGUACCAUCCUUCUUAUUCACU
This is a messenger RNA of Cydia amplana, 2373 nucleotides long. It is a transcript of the gene Nct, whose product is annotated as nicastrin. Gene Ontology annotation, cellular component: plasma membrane. The record is from RefSeq and is a predicted model, not a curated record. Lineage: Eukaryota; Metazoa; Arthropoda; Insecta; Lepidoptera; Tortricidae. The transcript has 15 exons. Gene Ontology annotation, biological process: Notch receptor processing; protein processing. Bases 102 to 2264 code for a protein of 720 amino acids.